Molecule: messenger RNA, 1620 nt
Organism: Phaeodactylum tricornutum CCAP 1055/1
Lineage: Eukaryota; Bacillariophyta; Bacillariophyceae; Surirellales; Neidiaceae
Product: helicase_3
Exons: 3
Biological process (GO): ribosome biogenesis
Cellular component (GO): nucleus
Molecular function (GO): ATP binding; nucleic acid binding
Source: RefSeq, a predicted model, not a curated record
CUGGAACGGCCAACGAACGUUCAAUCCAGAGCAAUACCUGCAUUUUUCACUAACCAACAGCUGCACAAUAUUCUGUUGCAAUCUGAGACGGGCUCAGGAAAGACGCUGGCUUACUUGCUACCCAUCCUACAAAGCUUGGCUGUCGAUAAGCAAGGAGAACUCCGCAAGCUAGACCGAGCUAAGGCGGGGACCAAAUGCAUCAUUUUGUGCCCCACCCGUGAACUCGCCUCACAAACAGUAAAAGUUGUCGAGAACCUCUGUAGUCAUUCGUUCAACUGGCUUGUUCCGGGAUGUCUUUUGGGCGAAGAACGGCGCAAGUCAGAAAAGGCCAAAAUUCGAAAAGGAUUGUCUCUCGUUGUGGCGACCCCUGGGAGAUUACUCGACCACUUGACACGAACUGAGUCAUUACUUAUGGCUCUCAAAGGUAAAUUGGAGUGGCUAGUGCUGGAUGAAGCUGACCGGCUCCUCGAUAUGGGGCUUGGUGAGCAGGUGAAACAGAUAGUGCAGCGGAUUCGGUCGAACCAACCCGGCUCUGGCAGAGACGGAAUUACUUGGCGUUCCGUCUUGGUGUCCGCGACGGUUACUCCAUCGAUUGAAAAGCUUGCCAAGGAGACUCUUUUGGGUGGAGACAACUCUUGGGUCUGGGUAAAGGGAGGAAAUGACGCCCAAGUCGCCAAAGUUGCAGCCGAGUCCGAAUUUUCCCAGUCCACGCCACGGCAAUUAGCUCAAUUUCACAUGACAGUCAGCGCAAAAUUGCGGUUGGCGGCACUGGUAGGAUUUCUGACGCAACGUGCUGACAAGGGCGAACGGACUGUGGUUUUUAUGAGUACAUGUGCUAGUGUCAACUAUCAUCAUGCUUUGUUUGAAGGUAUGGAUUCGGUACUAGAAGAGAGCGAUUCUGACACUGGGAAAGGCAUAUUCGGCACCCGUUGUCCUAUUCAUCGUUUGCACGGUAGCGUACCGCAUAGCGAAAGACACCUCGUCCUCCGCAAAUUCACCAAGGAACAAAUUGUUGGUGGCAAGAAGCAAGCUGCAGUAUUACUCUGUACGGACGUCGCAGCCCGUGGACUCAACUUGCCGGAAUGCGAAUGGACUGUGCAGUAUGACCCCCCAAGCGAAGUGGCCGACUAUGUGCAUCGAGCAGGUCGUGUCGCUCGUGCUGGUAAAGCUGGUCACUCUUUAAUUUUCCUUUUGCCUUCGGAACGCACGUUCUUGGACGUGCUUAAGAAUCGCGGCGUCAAGCACAUGUCGGCUUUGUCGUUGGCGUCGACGUUGAAUGCAGCUGCCGCGAUAUGUGGGCUUGGUCAAUCCAAACUGGCUACGAGUCGCAGGGGCGAAGCCUUUUGUACCGAAUUGCAUCGACGGAUGGAAAACUUGAUCCGGACGCGUGCGAAACCCCAAGAAGUAUCAGGCCAACUAUUAGAGCUGGCUCGCGCGGCUUUCCUUUCACAUCUGCGAGCUUAUCCAACCAAAGAAAAAGCAGUGCGACAUAUUUUCUCCGCCAAGGCGCUGCAUCUGGGUCACGUAGCGCGAUCGUUUGCGCUGAAGGAGCCUCCUAAAAAGCUCGGCACCAAUUCGUCCCAGAGCGCCGCAAACCAAGAGGACGACUCACGCAAACGC